This is a messenger RNA of Trichosporon asahii var. asahii CBS 2479, 2688 nucleotides long. RefSeq names its product endosome-to-golgi family retrograde transport protein, Vps35p. Gene Ontology annotation, cellular component: retromer complex; retromer, cargo-selective complex; late endosome. The transcript is spliced from 5 exons. Bases 1 to 2688 code for a protein of 895 amino acids. NCBI's taxonomy places the organism in Eukaryota, Fungi, Basidiomycota, Tremellomycetes, Trichosporonales, Trichosporonaceae. The record is from RefSeq and is a predicted model, not a curated record. Gene Ontology annotation, biological process: intracellular protein transport; retrograde transport, endosome to Golgi.
AUGGCCGUGCCAGAGGAUCCAAAGAUCCUCGCAGACGCACUCAAUGUCGUCAAGGUGCAGACCGUCCAGCUCAAGCGCUACCUUGAGCUGGACGAAAUCAUGGAGGCCCUCAAGGCUGCUUCCACGAUGCUGUCCGAGCUCCGGACCUCGUCUCUAUCUCCGAAACAAUACUACGAGCUGUACAUGUCCGUCUUCGACAGCCUCCGCCACCUGAGCUCGUACCUGUACGAGGCCCACAUCGAUGGCAGACACCACCUUGCCGACCUCUACGAGCUAGUCCAAUACGCUGGCAACAUCGUCCCCCGUCUAUACCUCAUGAUCACCGUCGGAUCGGUCUACAUGUCCAUCCAGGAUGCGCCUGUUCGCGAGAUCAUGAAGGACAUGCUUGAAAUGUCACGAGGAGUGCAGCACCCGACUCGCGGCCUGUUCCUGCGGCACUAUCUUUCCGGUCAAACCCGGGAUUUCCUGCCCGUCGGUAACGUCGAUGGGCUGCAGCACCAGGGACACUCGCGAGAACGCGAGAAGCGUGAAACCGAGCGACGGGACCUGCGAAUUCUCGUGGGCACGAAUCUCGUUCGCUUGUCGCAGCUCGAGGGCGUCGACGUCGACAUGUACCAGCGCAUCAUCCUUCCCGCCGUGCUCGAGCAGGUUGUGAGCUGCAAGGACGUGAUUGCGCAGGAGUACCUGAUGGAGGUUGUGAUUCAGGUGUUCCCGGACGAGUUCCACCUGCACACUCUCACGCCGUUCCUGUCCAAGGUCGCCCAGCUCCACCCACGUGUGAACGUAAAGCAGAUCGUCAUUGCGCUCAUCGACCGAUUGGCUGCGUACGCCGCCCGAGAAGCGGAGAACGAGGAUCCCGAGGAGAAGAAGCGCCAGGAGGAAGAGGCCACGAAACGACUCGCGGAGCGCGUCAAGCAGGUCCGGUUGCACGACCGCAAGUCGCCGGAAGCGGAGGAGGAGCCGUCAACGCCGAGACCCGCCGAGGCUGACGAGUGGGCAGACCAGCCGUCAGCAGAGAAGAAGGAUGGAGAGAGCAAGACUGAAAACGGCGAGGCGGAGAACGGCGAGAAGAAGGAGGGCGAGGAAGGCGGCAAGGCCGAUGCCGAGGAGAAGCCGCCCACGCCCCCCGAGAAGCCGAAGACGUUCCGUGGCAUCCCGGAAGACGCCCGUCUGUUCGAAGUGUUCUGGGCUCAGAUUGUGGAGCUCAUCAAGGAUAUCACCGCGCUCUUCGUGUCGAUUGCCAACCUGUCGCUCAGCUGCUACCCCGACCACCUCGAGUACAUCGACCAGAUCUUCUCGUACGCCACGAGCAAGGUGCGCGAGUACCAGCAAAACCCGGACCUGCAUGCGCCGCCGACAGCCGCCAACCUGCUUGCGCUGCUGCUGGCGCCGAUCCAGUCCUACGUCUCGGUGCUCACACUGCUGGCGAUCCCGUCCUAUAUCCCCCUACUGUCUGUGCAGCCGUACACGACACGUGCGGCUAUCAGCCACGCGGUUGUCUCUUCGGUGCUGAAGAACAACACGCAAAUCGAGACGACAGACGACGUCGAGGGCGUGCUCGGACUGUGUGCCGUGCUGGUGCGGGAUCAGAAGGACUCGCAGGGCGGGUCGCUUGCGCCUGCGCGCCGACCGCCGCCUGACCUGCGCGAGCUCGCCGAGGAGCAGGGCUGGGUUGCGCGCAUGAUCCACCUGUUCCGAACUGAGGACCUGGGCGUGCAGCAGGAGCUACUGCAGACGGCGUACAAGCAGCUGGCCGAUGGCGGGGAGAGGAUACGGUGGACGUUCCCGCCACUUAUCACGUCUGCGAUCCAGCUCGCGCGGCGGUUCAAGGCGCGUCAGUCGGAGGAGAAGGACUGGGAGCCGCGGAUCAGCAGCCUGUUCAAGUUCAUCCACCGCCUCAUCUCGAUCCUGUACACCAAGGUGGAGGCGCCGGAGAUCUGCCUGCGCCUCUUCCUGCUCGCGGCGCAGGUGUCGGACGAGUGCGGUCUGGAGGAGCUGACGUACGAGUUCUUCGUGCAGGCGUUCGUGAUCUACGAGGAGAGCAUCAGCGAGUCGCGCGCGCAGCUCAUGGCAAUCACGGGCAUCAUCAGCGCGCUGCAGGGCUCGCGUGUCUUCGGGGCGGACAACUACGACACGCUCAUAACCAAGGCGGCGCUGCACGGCUCCAAGCUGCUGAAGAAGGGGCACCAGGCGACAGCAGUCCUCUACGCGUCGCACAUGUGGUGGCAGACGGGCGGGGACGAGCGCCCAAACCCGCCCCUGCGCGACGGCAAGCGCGUCCUCGAGUGUCUCCAGAAGAGCCUGCGCAUCGCGACCGGGUGCAUCGACGAGCUCACCAGCGUGCAGCUGUACGUCGACGCGCUCGACCGCUACAUCUACUACUUUGAGCAAGGGGUCGACGCCGUCACGCCGAAAUACAUCAACUCGCUCGUCGAAUUAAUCACGUCCAACAUUGACGCCGUGCACAGCACAGACGUGCAUCCCUCGAGCGCGUCGCCGCCGGGGCUCGUCGACGGCGUGAACACGCCGGAUAUGGUGGUUAAGAACACGCUCCGGUACAUCCAGAACAAGCAGCGCGCGCACCGCGACGCGCCCGAGCCCUCCGACGACGCCGAGGGAGAAGAGAAGCCGGCCGACUGGAGCGCCGUCGAUGUCGUCGGGGGAUGUCUCAAGAUGGGUCUGGCCUAA